UUAAAACAAAUCGUUUCGGAAUAGGAAUCCCACUCACUGCGGCCCUCAUCAUCCCUCCCUCGCCCAUUCCUAUUUGAAGACCGUUCACUUCUUCUCCUCUCGCAUUCCCGGCCAUGGCGAAGAGAAGCCGAGGCAUCGCUCCGCCACUCAUCUCUAUCAUCUUCUUCCUCAGUUUGAUAAAUUUGAUCUCCAGUAACAAGACCUAUAUAGUCUACAUGAACCCUGAUUACAAACCGUCAGUCCACCCAACUGACGCCUACUGGUACGCAUCCCACCUCGCUUCCCUCUCCAUUAACCCUUCUCGCCACCUCCUCUACUCCUACUCCGCCGCACUCCACGCCUUCGCUGCUACCUCUCUCCUCCCCCGCCACCUUCGCAUUCUUCGCCGCUCCCCUGCCGUCCUCCAUAUCCACCCCGACCCCUUCCUCCGCCUCCACACCACUCGCACCCCCUUCUUUCUUGGCCUCUCUCCCUCUUCCCCAUCAUCCCCAUUCCGCGCCGUUGACGCCGCGUCUUACUCCGUGGUAAUCGGCGUCCUCGACACAGGUAUCUGGCCCGAAUCCCCUUCAUUCGACGACACCUUAUUUCCUCCCAUCCCCUCCAGAUGGCGCGGACACUGCGAAGCCGGAGUGGAUUUCUCCCCUUCUCUCUGCAAUCGUAAACUCAUCGGCGCUCGCUGCUUCUCCCUCGGUUUCCUUGCGGGUUCGCCCGGCAAGCCUCCACAGGAAUACGACUCUCCACGCGACCGCGAUGGCCACGGAACGCAUACCUCCUCCACCGCAGCCGGCGUUCCAGUUUUCAAUGCCAGCUUUCUCGGGUAUGCCUCCGGUACCGCCCGUGGUAUGGCUACCGCCUCCCGUGUCGCGGCCUACAAGGUCUGCUGGGCCACUGGUUGCUUUGGAUCCGAUAUCCUCGCCGGCAUCGACCGCGCAAUCUCCGACGGUGUAGACGUCCUCUCGCUUUCUCUCGGCGGAGGCACCGCGCCAUUCUUUCACGACACUAUCGCUGUUGGUGCCUUCGCUGCCGCCGAGCGUGGAAUCUUUGUCGCGUGCUCCGCAGGCAACAGCGGGCCGGGAUGGGGAAGCGUCACCAACGCUGCUCCAUGGAUAGCCACCAUCGGCGCUGGAACAAUCGACCGCGAUUUCCCCGCUUACGCGAUCCUCGACUCCGGCGAACGCUUUACCGGCGUAUCCCUUUACAGCGGUGAAGGAAUGGGUGAAACCCUUGUUCCCCUUUUUUACGACAACCGCAGCAACGCCAGUCGAAUGUGUCUCGCCGGCACGCUGGAUCCUUCGAAAGUGAAGGGAAGAAUAGUACUCUGCGAUCGCGGAGUCAGCGCGCGGGUUGAGAAGGGCACGGUCGUAAAAGACGCCGGUGGUGUCGGCAUGAUCCUGGCCAAUACGGCGGCGAAUGGAGAAGAGCUCGUCGCCGACAGCCACCUCAUACCGGCGGUAGCUGUCGGCAAGAUCGCUGGCGAUAAAAUCCGGAAACAUAUGACUUUGAAUCGAAAUCCAAAAGCUGUUCUCCGCUUCGGCGGUACGGUGGUUGGAGUCCGCCCCUCGCCGGUAGUUGCAGCAUUCAGUUCUCGAGGCCCAAAUCCAGUGACGCCGGAAAUUUUGAAGCCAGAUAUGAUAGGGCCGGGGGUCAACAUACUCGCCGGCUGGUCGGGCUCCGUCGGGCCAACCGGCAUGCCCAAAGAUGGCCGGAGAACGCAGUUCAACAUAAUGUCGGGGACCUCCAUGUCUUGCCCUCACAUCAGCGGUUUAGCAGCGCUGCUAAAGGCUGCCCAUCCGGACUGGAGCCCUGCGGUAAUCAAGUCGGCUUUGAUGACGACGGCCUAUACUCGCGAUAACACCGGCAAUCACAUCCGCGAUGCCGCCGGUGGAUUGGCGGCCACGCCUUUUGCUUACGGCGCCGGCCAUGUGGAUCCUCAGAAAGCGCUGGAACCUGGUUUGGUGUACGAUAUAACGACAGAUGACUACAUUGCCUUUUUGUGCUCGUUGAACUAUACCAUUCCUCACAUCCAGGCGAUCGCUAAGAGAGGCAAUAUUAGCUGCUCGCGCAGGCUAAAAAGUCCCGGCGAUCUCAAUUACCCGUCUUUCUCUGUAAUCUUCAAUGGGAAGAGGAUGACAGUGAGGUACAGCCGAGAGCUAACCAAUGUGGGAGCUGCGGGGUUGGUUUAUAAAGUGAGCGUGGGCGGUCCGGCGAGCGUAACGGUGAGUGUGAAGCCGGUUCGGCUUUUCUUCAAACAGGUGGGAGAGAAGCUCAGGUAUAGCGUUACGUUUGUGUCCAAGAGAGGAGCUAGAUCGCCGGCAGCUACUGGAAGGACGGCAUUUGGAUGGCUGACAUGGAGUAACAAACAGCACAAAGUGCGCAGUACGAUUGCUUACACAUGGAAGACGUGAAUGGAGAGGGUGAGAUUUGUGCGUAGAGGAUGUUCUGGUGUAUUAAGCUGUAAAUUUUCUGUUUUUGAUUUGGGUUUUCUUUAUAAAUUUUGCAUCUUUUUUGUUU
Molecule: messenger RNA, 2511 nt
Organism: Phalaenopsis equestris
Lineage: Eukaryota; Viridiplantae; Streptophyta; Magnoliopsida; Asparagales; Orchidaceae
Product: subtilisin-like protease SBT1.8
Exons: 1
Coding region: 114-2405 (763 amino acids)
Biological process (GO): proteolysis
Molecular function (GO): serine-type endopeptidase activity
Source: RefSeq, a predicted model, not a curated record